AUGCGCGAGCUGCUCGAAAAGGCGCACCAGGAGGCAGAGGAAGACGCCCUCUUCGCAGAGGACGCCGACGAUGGAGAGUUUGAAGCACCACACACCGAUGAGGAGCUAGAGGACGAGGAUGCCGAGGAACGCGAGUUGCGCAAGGCGGAGCGCCAGCAGGGCAAGUCCAAGGCGGGGUUCAACCCGCUAGUCAAGACUGUGCGUAUGGGUGCCCCCUCGACACCCAUGCCGUCUGCCGACCAGCUGGCCCUGCUGGAUCCAUCCAUAGAUGUCUCCAAGAUGGCCCCCUCGACGCUUAUCCUCGAGAUCCGCAAACAGCGUCGUGAAGCCAAGCGCUUGCAGCGGUCCGAAAACCGCCGCUCCAACCUGCGCGCAUCCACCCUCAAGACCGAGGAGGAACUCAUCGAAAAGGAAAAACAGGAAAAGAUCGCCCUUGCCGGCUCGCGCAAGGGUCGCAGGGCGCAGCAUGAGACGGGCGAAAUCCGCGGCGCGCGUCCCAUGACGCAAGACGAGCUCAUUGCGGCUGCGUUGGAAGAAGAGGAGCGUAACAAGGAGGCUCUGACCGACUGGCUGCGCCGUGAAGAGGAGCGCCGUGAACUGCGACGCGUAGGACGUAAACGUGUCCGCGGACCUCGCUGGACUGUGAUCAGUCGUACUGUUGGGCGCCUGGUCGAAGUCGUGGGCGAGGAGGCCGAAGCGGGGCCGUCCAAUACUCAGACUCCGGCGGCACCUUCUGCACCCGCCACGCCAGCUCCAGUGACCCCUGCUGCACCCGAGGUCGAGGCGGGCGAGUCAAGUGUCCCGGCAGAUAACAAGUCGCCAGACACGCAGGCGGGUUCGGCUCCGACAGCGAUAGCUCCAGAAGCACCUAGUGACCCGGUGGCGAGUACCGCCCAGGCAGACUCCACGCCAGAGAACAACGCAAGUGGCGAAUCACUUGUGGCGAACAAGCCGGAUGAUAAUGUCGCAGCGGGUGGCGACAGCACACCGACAACCGGUGCGAACGCUGAGUCAGCCAGUGGUGAGCCUGUGGCCGAGUCGACUGCCGCUGGCGAAGCGUCUGGCGAAGCGUCUGGCGAAGCGUCUGCCCCCAAUGCCGAGAAGCCUACCGACGCUGGCGACGCGCCUGUACCCGUCGAGCAAGCUCCAAAACCGUCUACAGCCGCUGGUGAUGCUCCUGCUCCAGUAGGGCAGGAGGCCGCUCCCUCGUCUACACCAGGUGGCGAUGGUCCGGCCGUCUCGACCACAACCCCUGGCGACAGUGUGGCGUCUGCACCCGCCACUGCACCAGCCGAUGCGGCCCAAGCUGCCCUAGUGGAUACCGCCAAACCGGCUGAGGAUGCGUCCCAGCCCGCAGACACUACCAAGGCCCCAGCCGAUACCCCCAAGCCAGCAGACGACGCGCCCAAACCCGCCUCUGACGCGGCCAACCCGCCACCGACCGACGACGACUCUGCGCCGACCGGCCCGUACAUGCGCAACUAUCUCAUCCUCUCGCAGGUCCCCGGCGGCCUUCCCGCCGAGCUGCGCCUCAUUCUAGGCGACCACGUCGACUGGUCCGACGUCAAGGUCAUUCCGGCACGCAACCGGCCCAUCAACCGCAAACCGCCCGUCGACCCCUUGUCCGGCACUGCGGCAAAGUACCGGCACCCGGGCUCGAUGAUGCCGUAUACCAACAUGGAGAGCUACAAGACCAUUGAGGGCGUGCUGGACCAGCGGUAUGUCUGGUCCGAGGCGGGUUUCUGGGCCGGCGGCGAGGCGGACGUGGCGGCCGAGGGGGCCAUGGAGGUUCCCGGGUGGAGGGAAGCGUGUGCCCGGGGCUGGCUUGAUGGCAAGCCGAUGCCUGUGGAGGAGGAAGAGCCCGAGGUUGUUGUGCAGCCAGAGGAGGAGGAGGAGGUGCCGGAGGCGGAGGCGCAAGAAGAGGAGGAAGAGGCGGCGGAAGAAGAGGAAGAAGAAGAAGAAGAAGUGGUCGCCACGCCUGUCAAGAACAGCAAGAAACGCAAGGCCGAGAGUGCGCCAAAGUCGAAAUCGAAGAAGGUCGCAAAGCCCAAGGCCGCAGCAAAGCCCAAGGCAGCGGCAAAGCCCAAAGCAGCGGCAAAGCCCAAAGCAGCGGCAAAGCCCAAGACGACGGCAAAGUCGACAAAGGCUACCGCCGGCACCAAGCGCAAGAGGUAG
Messenger RNA from Apiotrichum porosum, 2175 nucleotides. RefSeq lists its product as uncharacterized. The record is from RefSeq and is a predicted model, not a curated record. Gene Ontology annotation, molecular function: ATP-dependent H2AZ histone chaperone activity. The transcript has 3 exons. NCBI's taxonomy places the organism in Eukaryota, Fungi, Basidiomycota, Tremellomycetes, Trichosporonales, Trichosporonaceae. Gene Ontology annotation, biological process: regulation of DNA-templated transcription; chromatin remodeling. Gene Ontology annotation, cellular component: nucleus. The coding region runs from base 1 to 2175 and encodes 724 amino acids.